AUGGCGCCCGUGGCUUUACCUAUUUCGCCUGAGAUCAAAGACACCGUUCAACCAAUUAAGGAUACUUUGGGUCUUCCCGAAGCGGCGAGGAAGAGACUUGAGAAGGCUGGUAUCGACCUAUCCAACGGUUAUCCGUACCGGCCAGCAAAGCCACUCUACUUGGACGAUGUCUACAAAAUCAGGGACUACGACCGCCCUCAUGUAGACCCAGGAACUCGAGCAGACCCGGAGAAGAAGGCAUUACUAUCCGCAGCCAAGGAGGUCAUCCACCUGACUGCUCACAUCGGCACGGAGAUUGUUGGAUUGCAGUUGAAAGAUCUCACAGACCAGCAAAAAGAUGAGCUUGGCCUGCUGAUUGCUGAGAGGAGCGUGGUGUUCUUUCGCGACCAGGGCAUAUCGCCUCAGGAACAAAAGAAGCUCGGAGAGUGGUUCGGCGAGAUCGAGGUCCAUCCGCAAGUUCCUUCUGUUCCGGGAGUACCAGGGACCACAGUGAUCUGGCCAGCCUUGCAAGCUACGGAAUUCGCGGCGAGCUUCAGGCAGACUGGUGGGGCAUCUAGGUGGCACACCGAUUUGGUGCAUGAGCGCCAGCCGGCUGGGGUGACCCACCUCCACAACGAUACUAUACCAAAGAUUGGCGGAGAUACGCUCUGGGCCUCCGGAUAUGCCGCAUAUGAGAAGCUUUCACCGGAUUUCCGAAAGAUAAUAGACGGGAAAUUGGCAGUGUAUCGCAGCGCCCAUCCGUAUCUUGACCGGAACGAUCCCACGGCUGGGCCAAAAUAUAUCGAGCGUAUUCACCCUCUCGUACGCGUCCACCCUGCUACGGGAUGGAAAACGUUGUGGGUCAACCGGGCAAUGACGGUACGCAUCGUCGGUCUAGACAAGGCGGAAAGCGACCUGAUCUUGGGUUAUCUGUACGAUGUGUAUGAGAAGAAUGUCGAUAUCCAGGUCCGUUUCCGUUGGACUCCAGGCACGUCGGCGUUAUGGGACAAUAGAGUAACAAUCCAUAACGCGAGCUGGGACUACGAGGGCAAUGAGCCGAGGCACGGCACCAGAGUGACGGCUUUGGCGGAGAAGCCCUUCUUUGAUGCGAAGGCUCCGACGAGGCGACAGGCGCUGGGUUUGGCAGGUCCGGAUGAUGUUUGA
Molecule: messenger RNA, 1143 nt
Organism: Trematosphaeria pertusa
Lineage: Eukaryota; Fungi; Ascomycota; Dothideomycetes; Pleosporales; Trematosphaeriaceae
Product: alpha-ketoglutarate-dependent taurine dioxygenase
Exons: 2
Coding region: 1-1143 (380 amino acids)
Cellular component (GO): cytoplasm
Molecular function (GO): 2-oxoglutarate-dependent dioxygenase activity
Source: RefSeq, a predicted model, not a curated record